Molecule: messenger RNA, 3828 nt
Organism: Fibroporia radiculosa
Lineage: Eukaryota; Fungi; Basidiomycota; Agaricomycetes; Polyporales; Fibroporiaceae
Exons: 1
Coding region: 1-3828 (1275 amino acids)
Biological process (GO): transcription by RNA polymerase II
Cellular component (GO): nucleus
Source: RefSeq, a predicted model, not a curated record
AUGCAGCAAGGGCCUGUCCAUCUUGUCGGCUCGAUCCUCGAGCGGAAGCCUCGCGCAACGCCUUUGGCGCCGUCUCCGAAGCCUGCCUCAGGAAAGACCGGAUUCCCCGCAGUUCAACAUCGCUCUCAAAGUGCAUUCGCCAGGUCUAGGGAACAGCAAAAGCGCACGCCUUCUGCCCGAUCCCAGCAAGUCCCUGCUGUCCAGAAUGUUCACGCUUCUGCGCUGGAAGCAGGAAAUGGGAAUACGGACGAUUGGCGCGAGCAGAUCGAUGAGGAAAACCGGCGGCGAGUGGAAGCGAUGUCUGAGGAGGAACGAGAGGAAGAGAGGAGGGAAAUUCUGCAACGGUUCGGACCCAGCGUAAGUGAGACUUUGAGGAAAGUCAGGGAACUCAGGGAGAAAAAGCGGCUGGGUUCCGAAAGACGAGAAACGGAGGGCACUUCCGUCACGAAUCGGGGUGCGCCGGACGGUACGUUUGGUCAGAAUGUGAAACUCACCUCUGCCCUUACAUCCUCUUCAGGAAAGCCAUCACGACCCUCUAGUCCUCCCUCGGCCAUGUCUAGGGGGGGAACACGGCCUUCCAGCAGGGCAGAUCGCAGCGUCCGUUUUGCAGAUAUCACGUCCAAGGAUAUCCAUGUCUAUGAAUCCGCUCCUCCUUCUCCUCGCAGGAGACCCCUUGCAUUGCCUCCUCCGUCCGAUGCGGACGGACCGACAAUUUCCCUCGGUGAGUGGGCGCCAACUAGCCCAUCUGUCCGUCGUCGAGAACAAGGACCCUUCUUGCCAGACGCUCAGUCGCCGCCGCAAGUUGAGGAGGGAACGCCGGAGGAUAUCCGCCGACGCUUCUUCCCCACGGCGCUGGCAAAUGACCCAUCCCUCGCUUGGAUGGAGCCAUCUAGCGAUUCGCCUGCUACUCCUUCCACUUUGCGCUUUGACUUGACCGGUGCGCCCAUUCCGCCCGAUGUGUCGGCGGUUCUUCCUACGCAUCUUGGUUUGCAUCAUCAUGCGGAAGGCGUACACGCUGGAUAUAGCUUGGACGAACUAUUCUUACUCUCGCGAUCUACUGUACCCGCCCAACGGGCUGCCAUCAUCGGAGUUUUAGCUCACAUCGCAAGGAGAUUGAAGAAUGGUAAAACUGUGCAACUUUCUGGGCAAGAUUCCGAUCUCCGGAAACGAAUUAUGGCUGCUGGUAUCGAAGCUCUUGCUGAGCGCGGAAGUGUCGGAGCUCGUGCAGUGGAGGUGCUAUGGGAGUGUAUUGUCAACUGGCAUGGAGACGUUACCUCCAUCCAGUCUAUAGAAUUGGAAACUCUAGAUGGCGCGUCGGAAGAGGAUCCCAUUUCUACUCUGCCAUUGGAAUACAUCCUGUCUCAAGCUUCAAGCGCACUGGCUAUAAGAGCCCUCCCUGGAGAAUCUCUCACACAAUGGCUGGCUAUUCUCCAUCGGCUUGGGCAACAUUCAAAUGCUAUCGCGAACUCUAUUGUCUCAACUUCAGGCUUAGUGGCAAGUGUCGUUCAAGCGUUCCUACUUACACCUAUCCCUCCUUCAUGUGACUCUCCGCUUCCCGAUCCUUUCGCACUGGAGCUGCUAGUUACUCUGGCGCUUGCAUCGCGAGUCAACGCCUCGGCGCUAUUGGGUCCUGCAGAUGCACUUCUGCGUUAUGUCACCACGCUUCCCACCGUGUCCUCGUAUCCACUGCAUCUUGCCGUUGCGCUGCUCACGGGAACUUUACGUUUGUACACGGCCUUUGCCUCCUACGGGCUCUAUGCACACGUUGCGACCACUGCAGCCGAACACUUUUCGCAGAUCGGCAGGUAUAUUGCCUCCGCGGAAUGUACGUCCAAGCAGCUAAGAGAAACGUGGUAUGAAUUGUUGGCGGCAUGGAUGGUCUGCGCAAGAGAUCCACAUCGUACCACGCCGAGUCAUGAUAUAUUGUGGAGCCAGGUUGUGGGCUGGGAUUGGGGAGAGGAGGUCUUAGAGACAAGACGGUGGCUGACUGCAGAAGAUCAUACGACGUGGGCUGCGAUUUGGAGAGCUGAAGCUGCUUGGUUGGAGGGUGUUCGGGUGAACGAGCCUAGAUCAGGACAGGAAGCGCGUUCAACUGCGCUUGGCGCGUUACAAGCUGGCUUUCAGAGUGGCGUCGAGAAGGACGUGGUAGAACGUUCGCAUCAAAUGCUGGGUCAGCUUUUGGACUCGAUAAGUGGUGACAGCAUUCGUUCGCCUCGGCACAAAGAUUUGAUCACGCUGAAUGCGACAGCUGGACAUGCAAGUGCUUUGGCAGCUGUUAUGCGCCUCUGGUUAUCCUGCUUGCCCCCACAGCUUUCUGAGCCUCCCGAGUCCCCGCCCUUCAUACUACCGUUCAGUAAGCUCUCAAGCCUCUGUUCGCAAGUCACCCUGCAUCCGAUAUGGGCAUCUGUCUUUUCCUCUGAUGUGCCGUAUACACUCGUAUUCUGCCGGCCAUUGGCGUUGCUACUCUCUAGUUAUCUUGAGCUAUCGCGGCAAAUUCCAGGAAUCACGCAGAGUGUGUGGAUAGCUCAGGCAUUUUCGAUAACGCUCAGAUUGUUACCGGGAGACGAGGAAGACGCCCAACGCAAUCUCGGAUAUGCGCUUGACCUCAUUACGGCUGACUUUGUGAAUACUCGCUCAUGGGACGUGCCGGCCAUCAUAUGGGAGAAGGGAGGCAUGCAGAUUGUAAAGCCUUUUCUCGAUUCUCGUUUACAACCCAAAGAAGAGAUAUCCGUAGGGCCCAUAUGGAUCUCUCCACGAUCUAUCGCUGUUGCAAGCACCCAGAGAUUACCUCCCGCACAAUCCCUCAUCCCUGAUGCUCGACACAACUAUCCGUUACCGCUAGCGAAAGAUUGGCUGUCUGCACCUAUAGACAGUCUCCUUCGGUCAGGAGAUUCUGAUGUAUUCAAGUCAUUGCCUCUUUCCUGGGAUGCAUCAGAGUCGGAGGUGGUUCGCUUGAGUCUUCUGCUUGCUAAGAUUCACCGAGAAAUUCUAUGCACCCAUGGAAUGCACGCUCUUAUUCCUAGUCGCGAGGAGACGUUGUUCACAUGCAUGAAGGUGUUCAUGCUCGAGCACGGACAGCAGCAGAAUGAUUCGACCGAGGAAGUAUUCCGAGAUGCAAUCGUGGGGCGCCUCAUGGACGAACUCGUCGCCCCUUUCGCGGCUGGGACGACUACGAUGUCUCUGCAACUUCCCUCUCCUGAGAUCCCAGCGCAAAACCUGGAGUCGGUGGCAAAGCGCUUCCUUGGGCCAUCUACCCCCUUCUAUCAAUUCUACACCGACUUCGUCGGCUUGUACGAUGCUAUCUCUUUUGCGCACCCUCUUUUCGCGCGCCUUUUGUUGCCUCCAUUGUCGAUGCGAUAUUCGCUUGACUAUCGUAAAUACCUCUGGGCUGAUUAUGCCCAUGUACUCAAAACCAUCCGCAUCCCCGUCGAUGCGGUGCUCACGGGUAGCAUUGGCGAAUACCUUUGGCCAGUCGAGGGCGAUGCUGAGGUACUCGGGUCAUAUCUACGCGCGCUGAUCAGGGGGUUGUUGGAUGGUGUCCUCCGGUUCAUCGCAGUUCAUCAUAUCGCUUGCAACAUCUGGUCUGAUCUGAAUGAAAGCGUAGAGGACGACAAGGGGAAGAAGCUACUGCAGACCCUCGUAGACCAAGCGGGCUUCGAUGCUAUUCGAGAGGUAGUUUGUUACCGGCAGGUCCAGGCUGGUAUGGUUCUGGUGCCUCCCACCUGCUUUGCGCAAGUGGGCGAUUGGAAAUCGAUGCGGUUGGAAUUCGUCAAGAGAACUGGAGGCAAUUCCAUUUACGACAGGCUGAAAGCGUUAUUAGAGAACUGA